Molecule: messenger RNA, 6662 nt
Organism: Myripristis murdjan (pinecone soldierfish)
Lineage: Eukaryota; Metazoa; Chordata; Actinopteri; Holocentriformes; Holocentridae
Product: kinesin-like protein KIF13B
Exons: 41
Coding region: 16-6366 (2116 amino acids)
Biological process (GO): microtubule-based movement
Molecular function (GO): microtubule binding; ATP binding; microtubule motor activity
Source: RefSeq, a predicted model, not a curated record
AGAGGAGCCGAGAGAAUGAACCGCAGUCAAUCAGCUGGCACCAUGGAUGACAGCAGCCUGAGUGAUUCCAAUGUAAAGGUCGCCGUCCGGGUCCGACCAAUGAACAGGAGAGAAAAGGAUCUGAACACAAAAUGUGUGGUGGAGAUGGAGGGGAACCAGACAGUUUUGCAUCCAGGCUCCGUCAACAUGAAUAAAGGAGACCCCAGGAAUCAGCCAAAGGUGUUUGCGUAUGACUACUGCUUUUGGUCCAUGGAUGAAUCUGACAAAGAAAAGUUUGCAGGUCAGGACGUCGUGUUCCAGUGCCUUGGGGAGAGCCUGCUGGACAACGCCUUCAUGGGCUACAACGCCUGCAUCUUCGCUUACGGACAGACAGGCUCUGGGAAGUCGUACACCAUGAUGGGUUCAGUGGAGCAGCCCGGCCUGAUCCCUCGGCUCUGCAGCUCGCUGUUCAGCAGGACCCUGCAGGAGGCCAGGGAGGGAGAGAGCUUCACCGUGGAGGUCUCCUACAUGGAAAUCUAUAACGAGAAAGUGCGAGACCUGCUCGACCCCAAAGGGAGUCGACAAACACUGAGGGUGAGGGAGCACAAAGUGUUGGGGCCUUAUGUUGACGGCCUGUCCCGCCUGGCUGUGGCAAACUACGAGGACAUCGAGUCCCUGAUGUCGGAGGGAAACAAGUCGCGCACAGUGGCAUCCACAAACAUGAACGAAGAAAGCAGCAGAUCCCACGCCGUCUUCAACAUCAUCCUCACACACACACUCAUGGACAUACAGUCUGGGACCAGCGGUGAGAAGGUGAGCAAGCUGAGCCUGGUGGAUCUGGCUGGCAGCGAGCGGGCCGCCAAGACCGGAGCAGCUGGCGAGAGGCUGAAGGAGGGCAGCAACAUCAAUAAGUCUCUGAGCACUUUGGGUUUAGUUAUCUCGGCCUUGGCUGACCAAGGAGCGGGCAAGAACAAGAGCAAGUUUGUUCCCUACAGAGACUCUGUGCUCACUUGGCUGCUCAAGGACAGCCUGGGGGGGAACAGCCGCACGGCCAUGGUGGCCACCGUGAGCCCGGCGGCGGACAACUACGACGAGACGCUGUCCACGCUGCGCUACGCCGACCGGGCCAAGAGCAUCGUCAACCACGCCGUGGUGAACGAAGACCCCAACGCCAGGAUCAUCCGAGAGCUCCGGGAGGAGGUGGAGAAGCUACGGGAGCAGCUGACCGAGGCCGAGUCUAUGAAGGCUCCCGAGCUGAAGGAUCGCCUGGAGGAGUCUGAGAAACUGAUCCAGGAAAUGACCAUCACAUGGGAGGAGAAACUCAGGAAGACCGAGGCUAUUGCACAGGAGCGUCAGAGGCAGCUGGAGAGCCUCGGCAUUUCCCUGCAGUCGUCCGGCAUCAGAGUGGUGGAUGACAAGUGCUUCCUGGUCAACCUCAACGCGGACCCCGCCCUCAACGAACUGCUGGUCUAUUACCUCAAGGUUCACACACGUGUGGGCUCGGCCAAGUCCCAGGACAUCCAGCUGUGCGGCAUGGCCAUCCAGCCUGAGCACUGUGUCAUCAACAUCACGGAGCAGACGGGCGUGGUGCUCACUCCUCACCGCAACGCACGGACGUGUGUGAACGGCUCUGCCGUCACGAGCCCCAUCCAGCUUCAUCAUGGAGACCGAAUCCUGUGGGGGAACAACCACUUCUUCAGGAUCAACCUGCCCAGGCACAUGGCCCACGCAGGGGGUGAGGAGGAGGAGGGAGGCGCUGCGAUGAAGACCUCCCUGAGCACCGACCGGCUGGAGGUGGACUUUGACACGGCCAGCGACGUGUCGAGUGAGGUCAGCUUCGGCUACGAGUUCGCCCGAACCGAAGUCAUGAUGAAGGGCAUGGGCAACAACGACCCCAUGCAGUCGGUGCUGCAGACUCUGGAGCGGCAGCACGAGGAGGAGAAGCGCUGCGCCCUGGAGCGCCAGCGGCUGAUGUACGAACAGGAGCUGCAGCAGCUCCGCAGGCGGCUGCACCCCGAGAAAGCCUCCCCCCUCCUGGACGGCACACUCGUGCUGCACGCUGCCGCCACCACCACCCCGUCGCCCGGCACCCACAACCGCACACGCCGCUGGAGCGAAGACAGAGAAGCGAUGAUGACCCGCAGCCUGCGGCGUCUCAGGGAGCAGAUAGUGAAGGCCAACCUGCUGGUCCAGGAGGCCAGCUUCAUCGCUGAGGAGCUCAACAAGAGGACGGAGUACCUGGUCACGCUGCAGAUACCCGCCACCAACCUGGACGCCAACAGGAAGCGUGACGUGGUGCUGAGCGAGCCAGCGGUUCAGGUUCGUCGUAAAGGGAAAGGGAAGCAGAUCUGGGCCCUGGAGAAGAUGGAGAACAGGCUGGUGGACAUGAGGGAGCUCUACCAGGAGUGGAAGGACUUUGAUGAGGACAAUCCUGUGAUGCGCUCCUAUUUCAAGCGCGCCGACCCGUUCUUCGACGAGCAGGAGAACCACAGUCUGAUCGGCGUGGCCAACGUCUUCCUGGCCUGUCUGUUCUACGACGUCAAGCUGCAGUACGCAGUGCCCAUCAUCAACCAGAGGGGAGAGGUGGCAGGUCGGCUACAUGUAGAGGUGUGGCGAGGUACAGAGGGUUCGGAGGACGAAGGUUCAAGCCGGUCAGACCUGCAGCAGAACAGCGCCGAUGGAGAAACCCCGGAGCGUAAGAUGCACUGCAUGGUGAAAAUCCUCCAGGCCACCGGUCUGCCUCGCCACCUGUCCAACUUUGUCUUCUGCCAGUACCACUUCUGGGGCCAGGACGAGCAAGUGUUCAUCGCCCCGGAGGUGGAGGCCUCCAGCUCGUCCUCCACCUCCAGAGACCCCCAGUGCACCGUGGUGUUCGACAGCACAAAGGAGUUGGCGGUGGCGGUGUCAGAGGACUUUGUGGAGUUUUUGUCCGAGGGGGCCGUGGCAAUUGAGGUUUACGGCCACAAACAGGCCAACCACCGCAGGAACCUGGCGCUGUGGGACCUCGGCGUGAUCCAGGCCAAGACUCGAACCCUCAGAGAGAGGUGGAGCGAGGUGACCCGCAGGCUGGAGUUAUGGGUGCAGCUGCUGGAGCUGAACGAGGUGGGCGAGUUCACGCCGGUCGAAGUGCUUCCUGCCAAAGAUGUACGCACCGGAGGAAUCUUCCAGCUCAGACAGGGUCAGUCCCGGCGGGUCCAGGUGGAGGUGCGCUCGGUGCAGGACUCGGGCACCAUGCCUCUCAUCACCGCCUCCAUCCUCUCUGUGUCCAUUGGUGACAUCAAGAUCCGACAGGCGCGCCCCUCCAGAGGCAGCGAAUCACAGUGGUGGGAUGAGGAGAUGGACAGCUACCAAGAGGUGGACCUGGAGAGGAUGAGGGAACAGUGGCUGGCAACGCUCACAAAGAGACAGGAAUACCUGGACCAGCACCUACAGAAGAUUGUCUCCAAGCCAGAUAAGUCAGAGGACGACGUUGAGCGGGAGUCCCAGCUGUUGGAGUGUCGCCUGACCCUCACUGAGGAACGCAACGCCGUGCUGGUGCCUUCAGCUGGCAGCGGCAUCCCCGGAGCUCCAGCUGAGAGGGUUCCCGUCCCUGGAAUGGAAACACACGUUCCCGUCCUGUUUCUGGACCUCAGCGCGGAUGAUUUCCAAGCCAAUCUCUCAGCUCCCUUGGCAGGGGGGCUGGACGCCUUACUGAGUGAGGAGGAUGAAGAUGAGUUCUUCGACCUUCAAAUUGUCAAACACCACGAUCCCGAGGUGAAGGUGGAGGUGUCCUGGGACUCAACAGUCCACGAGUGUCCCCAGCUGAGCCGCGGGGCGUUGGCAGACCAGAGGGUCUACCUGACGGUCCGCACCGUGGUCCUGCUCAGCCACCCGGCCCACAUGCAGCUGGUCCUCAGGAAACGCAUCUGCGUCAACCUCACCGGGCGACAGGGCUUUGCCCAGAGCCUGUUGAAGAGGAUGUCCCAGCGCAGCACCAUCCCCGGCUGUGGAGUGACAUUCGAGAUCGUCUCCAACAUCCCUGGGGACAUCCAGGGUCCAGAGGACAGGGAGAUGCUGGCCCGGUUGGCUGCGAGCGCAGAGAACGACCAGUCGGCCGACAGCGAGGCGGCCAUAGAGAAAUACCUGCGCAGCGUCCUGGCUGUAGAGAACAUCCUCACCCUCGACCGACUCAGACAGGAGGUGGCAGUGAAGGAGCAGCUCGCAGUCAAAGGGAAAUCCUCCAGGCGCUGCCUCAGCUCUCCUAACAUCAACCGACUGUCAGCCAGUAGUCUGGAUCUGUACUCCUCCUCCCAAAAGCUCAGUGACUUCAAGGGCUGGGAGAGCCACCAGGACCUUUCUGUGGUGUCUCCUGUGUCCAGACGCACGCUGCCCAGCUCCGUGUCUCAGAACCUGCACCCCGAGACCAUGAAGGCCGUGCCCAAGCUGCUCAAGUCGCUGCUUCCUGGUGGGAAGGAAGAUAGGAGAGAGCAGACACCUGUCAGUCAGCAGAAUUUGCCUCGCAUCAUGGUGCAGUCCGCCAGUGUUGAAGAUGACAUGAGCGCCAAACAGCAGGCAGUUCCCACUGAGGAAAUCAUCCUUCCAGAGAUGCAAAAAGAGAGCCCCAGAUCCAUGGUUCUCCCUCCGCCAAUUAUCCCAGAUACAGAAGACCCCAGCCACAGCCCAGUGAGCGAAGCAUCAAGCGGAUACAUGUCCACCAGUAUAUCUACAACAACGCUGUCAGAGGUGUACACGCUGAGCUGGGAUCUCCCUCCAUCGUCCAGUAGCAGAGGUGAAGGGUUUGAGGAAAUGCCAGAUGAAGAGGGAGAGGAGAUUAAAGUGACACAGGGAAUUACGCCUCUCUCCAUCACUACACAGCUUGACACUGGUCUUGAAUCUGUCCCUGCAGACCAGUCAGAGCCCCAGGAGUCAUCACAUAGUUUCAGUGGUAAGGGGCUUGCAGAGAAGACUGACCCUGACCUGACAGAAACUCCCCUACCUUCCAAACUGGAAAGCACUCCAUCAGACUCUCAAACUGUAGCAGAGCUACAGACUCAGCCUUGUACAGCGGCACUAGAACAACCGAAACCAAACCACUUCACUGACAAAAGAAAGAACAAGUCAGAUCAGUCCUCACCAAGCCAGCAAGAAUCAAACCAGUCAGCACCAGGCCAGUUGGAGCUAGAACAACCUGAUCAAGCUGAAGUAUCAGAAUUACCAGGCAAGGCCAAACAAAAGCUUGAGUCAGCACUUGACCUCUUUGGAUCAGAACAAUCAUCGGAGGCACUUCAGGAGUCCUUAUUAGUACCAGAGAGUGAAAUAAAGCAGCCAGUACCAACAGAGUCACCACCCCCAGACCAUUUAAAACCAGAAACCCCUCUGACAGAACAAAUGGAACAGGUUACAGGAAAUACAGAAUCAGAACUAACACUACUCCAUGCCCAACCAUCUGCAGAUGCAGGCCAAGGCGAAAAGAUAGAUCUUCCACAACCACAGCAGCCAAAACAAGAUCAGUCAGCAUCCACAGUCCAGCUGGAACUGGUAGCCAAGGAUCCAGUGCCAGCCCCAGCUCCAAACCCAACCCCAAUCCCAGUUCUCUCUGAAGACCCACGUCCUGCUGCUGCCCCAUCUAUAGACUUGGCUCCUGUUGAUUCAUCCCAGGAACCAUCUCCUUCUGAGACCUUGGACCUAAACGUCUCCUCCACCCCAGCUCCAUCCUCAACCACUGCAGCAGUCCCACCUCAGAGUCCUGUCUGUGCCUCUGCCAAUGCUGCCCCUACUCCAGCUCCUCCUCUGCUUAAACCUUCCCUACUCAGUGUCUCAGCAUCCAACCCUUUCAAGAUCCAGAAAGUGAAGACGUCCGACCUCAAGUCCUUUGAUCGCAUCCUGAACCAGGAGGAAGGGAAUCUAGAGGAGGUGGGCAGGGCCAGCAGCCUUGGGGCCGGACUCAACCUCUCUGUGCCAAUGGAGAGGCUGGAAAUUAUCUCAGACUCUGAAGAAGGAGACGGGGCAGCUUCAAACAUUUUCCCUGAUUGGUUGAAAGAAGGGGAGUUUGUUACUGUCGGUGCCAAUAAGUGUGGCACCGUACGUUAUGUGGGACCCACGGAUUUUGCAGAGGGCACCUGGGUGGGAGUAGAACUGGAGGUACCAGCAGGAAAGAAUGAUGGGUCGGUGGGCGGCAAGCACUACUUCCACUGUAACCCAGGUUAUGGGGUCCUGGUGCGGCCUGACAGGGUGAGCAGAGGCGGAACCAAACGCCGUCGCCAGCAGCAACAGCACAAACGCCGCAGCGCCAACUUAUCGGGGUCCAGCCCAAAUCUGGCAGCCCUCACCGCACUGGCCAAAGGCGAGGGUGGCGCAGCAGCAUCCAGCCGCAGUAAAGGAGAGAACCGCAAAUCCUGGAACAAUUGAGAGAUGGUUGUCUUGCUAUCUGCUCAACUCCCUUCCUGCACAGAUAAAAGGCUAAUUGCUCUCCACCCACUCAGCUGUCACCCAUGCUCCACAGCUGGCUGGUGUGAUUAUAGGGAGAACUUUCAGCCAGAGUGGCAAUAUACUGGCUUAUUUGGGCAGAUUUACUGUAGGCUUUGCUGUAUCUGGUCCUCCAAGAUGUUUCACAAGAUAAAUCACACCCUCUCUCUGUGGGAAAAGGAUUUGUUUACUAAAAAAAAAAAAAAAAAAAAAAAAAAAAAAGAGCCAGUCUGGGACAC